Gopherus evgoodei (Goodes thornscrub tortoise) is the source of this 2422-nucleotide messenger RNA. RefSeq names its product inositol polyphosphate-5-phosphatase A (gene INPP5A). The transcript has 15 exons. The coding region runs from base 1020 to 2324 and encodes 434 amino acids. NCBI's taxonomy places the organism in Eukaryota, Metazoa, Chordata, Testudines, Testudinidae. Gene Ontology annotation, biological process: phosphatidylinositol dephosphorylation. The record is from RefSeq and is a predicted model, not a curated record. Gene Ontology annotation, molecular function: inositol-polyphosphate 5-phosphatase activity.
GGAACCAAGGUCUACUGAGUCCCAGUCCAGUGCUUUAUCUACUGAGCUAGAGUAAGGGAAAAGGGAUGUGUGCAUGGACCUGAAUGCCAGUGCCUCAACGUUCCCUCUCCUAUCAGGGAGACAGGAGGGGAGUGUCCCUUAGAGAAAACUCUCUUAAACUCACUAGUGAACACAGGAGGCAAAGUCCCCUUGGCUGGAUUAACAUGCACUGUGUCCUCAGCCAGUGAUAAACCGCAGAUAAUCCACAGGGGGGGCAAAACGGACCUAACUCCCGUUCAUUCAGCUCCUGCCAAGCCCGCCUGGCCCUGCAGGUGGGGACACGCCUGCCAAUCUCUCUUCCCCUUGGACAGCAGCAAGGAGCUAGAUGACGUUGCCCUUUUAAGAGCAGCCCUGUCGUGUCAGGCCUGUGACGUCAGAGAGCGCAGAGCCCUAGUCCCCGCUGCCUCUGUUAUUGCAGCCAAAGGCUGGGAUAGCAGCAGCGACAAGGGCAGCUCUGGCUGUGCGAGGGGCUUCGCGCAGUGCAGCUUCCCGGGUGCGUGCGGGGAGAGCGCUGGAGCCCCUGCCGCAGAGCCUGGCCAUGCACAGGGAUUCAGCCGCCGCCGCCGCCUCCUCCACCAGCAGGAACUUUCCUGGCGGGAGCCUAAUGGCUGCGAAGGGGGAAAUCUAAGAACAAAGUCUUCGUCUCCAGCCCAGGCGCCGGGGAGAGGGAGAUCCGGUAGCAAUGAGCCCAGGGGCUGCUUGGCACUGAUGUCUCCGUGCCUCCCCCCGGCGGGAGGACUGAGAAUCCCUCGCUUACCUUCCUGCUCCUCCCCUGGGGCACAGCCGAGCGAGUGAGCGAGGCAGGGGCGGCAGAGGGGCAGCGGCUCCCCCGGGGGUGCUUUGACACUGACUUGGAAACUUCCACGGGGCCGGGGCUCCCCGGCCCGCCGGUCGCGCCCCGCCGGCGUUCCCACGGAGAGCCCGUUUGACUGCAGGUUUGGGGGAGUGGGUGAAUUUCUAAAUUCUCCCCUGCCGGUGUCAUGGCGGUGAAAGGGGCUGCGGCAGGUACCGGAAUGUUGUUAGUAACAGCCAACGUUGGAUCCCUCUUUGAUGAUCCAGAAAAUUUACAGAAGAAUUGGCUUCGGGAAUUUUAUCAGAUUGUACAUACACACAAGCCACACUUUAUGGCUUUACAUUGUCAAGAGUUUGGUGGAAAAAACUAUGAAGCUUCCAUGUCUCAUGUGGACAAGUUUGUUAAAGAAUUGUUAUCAAGUGAUGCAAUGAAAGACUAUAACAGAGCCCGGGUUUACCUGGAUGAGAACUACAAGUCACAGGAACAUUUUACGGCUCUAGGAAGCUUUUACUUCCUUCAUGAAUCAUUGAAAAACAUCUACCAGUUUGAUUUUAAAGCCAAGAAGUAUAAAAAGGUUACUGGCAAAGAAAUCUACUCAGAUACAUUAGAAAGCACACCCAUGCUGGAAAAAGAGAAGUUUCCACAGGAUUAUUUCCCUGAGUGUAAAUGGUCCAGAAAAGGCUUCAUUCGCACAAGAUGGUGUAUUACUGAUUGUGCCUUUGACUUGGUAAACAUUCAUCUUUUCCAUGAUGCUUCCAAUUUAAUUGCUUGGGAAACAAGCCCAUCGGUUUACUCAGGAAUACGACAUAAAGCUCUUGGUUAUGUACUUGAUAGAAUUAGAGAUCAGCGGUUUGAGAAGGUUUCAUAUUUUGUGUUUGGAGAUUUCAACUUUCGACUGGAUUCCAAAUCAGUAGUAGAGACACUUUGUACAAAGGCUACAAUGCAGACUAUCAGAGCAGCUGACACCAAUGAAGUAGUCAAGCUAAUAUUCCGUGAAUCUGAUAAUGACCGAAAGGUUAUGUUACAGUUAGAAAAGAAGCUCUUUGACUAUUUUAAUCAAGAUGUUUUUAGAGACAACAAUGGCACUGCGCUUUUAGAAUUUGACAAAGAGCUGUCUGUCUUUAAAGACAAAUUGUAUGAACUGGACAUCUCAUUUCCACCCAGUUAUCCAUACAGUGAAGAUUGUAGCCAGGGAAAGCAGUACAUGAAUACUAGAUGUCCAGCUUGGUGUGAUAGAAUUCUGAUGUCACAUUCAGCCAAGGAACUGAUUCUAAAAUCAGAAAAUGAUGAGAAGAUAGUGAUUUAUGACCAUAUUGGGCCAAAUGUCUGCAUGGGGGAUCACAAGGAAAAAGAUGCCCUCGAAGUGACAAGAUCUUUCGUGAGACCACCCUGUAGCAUGGAGGAGGAAAAAAUAAGCAGUAUACUGAAAUGCAUAAUCCUAACAGCUGUAUUGAUAAAUCAAGUCUUGAGUGCCACAUUUUUAGACUGCUGAUCGUACACUAUGCUUCAGCAUUGGACUCUGUUCGGGAAAAGCCUCACAUACCUCACUGUCUUGUAUGUUCAUGUGACAUCAAGUAGAAAUGUGGAAUU